GGCCGGGGUCGCGGACGCGCACUGCGGUUGCUAUGGAAACGGCGGGACACCACAAGUCCCCAGGUCCCCAGCGCACGGGGCCCUCGGUGCCAACGGCAGCUCGACCGCCGACCUCGUCCAGCCAGUGCCCGGUCGUGGCCGGCAUGAGCGCCCCAGCGCCGGAGGCGGCCCGCGCUGCGCGCUGUGCCGGGAGGCCGCUGGGGCGGCGUCCCGCGGGGAGGAUGAGUGGCUCGGGCGCCAGGCCCAGCCACCUGUCGCAGCCAGUGGUGAAGAGCGUGCUGGUGUACCGCAACGGGGACCCCUUCUUCGCGGGUCGUCGCGUCGUCAUCCACGAGAAGAAGGUGUCCAGCUUCGACGUGUUCCUGAAGGAGGUGACGGGCGGCGUUCAGGCGCCCUUUGGAGCCGUCAGGAACAUCUACACCCCGCUCACCGGCCACCGCAUCCGGAAGCUCGACCAGAUCCAGAGCGGGGGCAACUACGUGGCCGGGGGCCAGGAAGCCUUCAAGAAGCUCAAUUACUUGGACAUAGGAGAUAACAAGAAAAGGCCAAUGGAAGUCGUUAACACAGAGGUAAAACCAGUAAUCCACAGCAGGAUCAACGUGUCGGCACGCUUCAGAAAGUCGCUGCAGGAACCCCGCACGAUCUUCCUGAUUGCAAACGGAGACCUCAUAAACCCAGCUUCCCGCCUCCUCAUCCCGAGAAAAGCCCUGAGUCAGUGGGACCACAUACUACAGAUGGUCACGGAGAAGAUCACGCUGCGGAGCGGGGCCGUCCACAGACUUUAUACUUUAGAAGGAAAGCUUGUGGAGAGUGGGGCAGAGCUGGAGAAUGGGCAGUUUUACGUGGCUGUCGGCAGAGAUAAGUUUAAGAAAUUGCCUUACAGUGAAUUACUUUUUGACAAGUCAACAAUGAGAAGGCCUUAUGGUCAGAAAGCUUCUUCACUACCUCCUAUUGUAGGAUCCAGAAAGUCUAAAGGGAGUGGAAAUGAUCGCCAGUCUAAGUCAACCAUUGGCUCCAGCGACAACUCAUCUCCUCAGCCCCUCAAGAGGAAAGGGAAGAAAGAGGACGUGAGUUCAGAGAAACCAACAACAGUGAAACAAAACGUAAAGUUGCAGAAUUCACAGCAAACAGUUCCAAGCAGCGUGAGCUUUCUAGUGGCACAUAAUGUCUACAGAGAAGGGUGCUUCAAUCUUGGUGACUCUGCAGAAACAGGAUGGACACUUGGGACCGGCAGCCAAGACCUGUCCAGCAGCUUAGAGACCCUUCCCCUCCAAAGACAUCACCCUGGGGAGAAACCCAGUAACCUGACUUCUGUCAUCAUAGUACUAGAGGAAGGCAUUUUCAAGGCUGGAGCAGAGAGGUCUGAAAUGCGGGGGGCAGCAGAAGUCCAAGAGGAUGAAGAUACUCAGGUGGAGGUUCCAGUUGAUCAGAGGCCAGCAGAAAUAGUAGAUGAGGAAGAGGAUGGAGAGAAAAUGAGCAAGGAAACAGGACUGAAGGAAGACUUUUCAGGAAUGAAUGGUGAUGUGGAAGGUGAUGGCGAGAGGGAGGCGACAGAUGGCCCUGAGGAGGUCGAGGAGAUCCCAGGCCCCAGUGAGGAGCAGGCAGUCCCCGCUCGUGUGAGUAGAGGCACGGACGAGGAGAAUGGUGAGGAGCUGGACCCCGUCAGCAAUGAGCUUCAGCGGGCAGUUGAUGAGGAGAGAAAGUCUCGAGGAGCUGGAAGUGGACACGACGAGGCUGAUAUAGACCCUCAAAGACCACCAAGGCCAGAAGUGAAAAUCACAAGUCCACAAGAAGAUGAAAAUGAGGAACAAAACAAGGACUAUGCUGUUGUGGCGUAGGCGAUUUUUUAGAAAGAAGAUAUAUGGAUUACAAGAAAAAAGAAUUAUAAUACUUGAAUAAUAAGUGCACAAUUCUUGCUAAACAUAAUGAAACACUAUCACUGAAUUCUACCUACUGCAUGUUAAAAAUCAAAGGCCUUGUUGGAAAAACUCGAUAAUUUGUAGUAACUACAGGAGAAUGGCUUAUUUUUAUGGCAUGCAUUUUUAAAAGUUGGAAAAUUAAAUGGGACAGAUAGAGGAGAGUUUGUACAGGAAGGUAAUAGACCACUUUGUGAAAGAUUAAAAAAAUAGGAUCAGUCCUUUUAUAUAUUUUACUAUAAAUUUAGAAGUGAGAUCAUUAGAUGGCAGCUUAUUCUGAAGCACUUACGUAAGGCAUAGAAUUUUAAAGAAUUGGUAUUAGGAAAGAAUGUACUAUUUCUUAAGGCAAUAAACUCUUGGAUGAACAAAUUGCAGUUUAGUUUCAGAUGUAAUUUGGAGAUGGCAAUAGAUUAAAAUGUUUCCCUGACUUGUUGACAUUCCUUUCUCUUUUCUUCCUCAGCCAAGAUCUACCUUAAUCAAACUAAAAAGACAGUAGAAGCUGUUCAUUUUGGAAGGAGGAAGCAUUUAUUCAGAGCAUUUGUGAUUAAUAUUGCCAUGCCUUCAGGUUUUAAGGCGUGUGGCUGUAACAGCACACACCCAGGAAGGAAUUAUAAAGGAAUACUCGAUUAUGUUACUAGGUCUGGCUGGCUAAUUUACGAAUUCUGGAAAUUCUGUGAAUUAUCACUGGCCCAGUCUACCUUUAGCAAUAUCCCUUUGUUAUCCAUCAUGUUAUUAUGUUAGGAAACUGAUAUUUUAAAGAUUGGAUUCUCCCCAAGAUUUUUGCUUACUUAUGUUUUUGUUUUCUUUAUUACAAAAAACAAGACAGCAUGAUAGGUAGAAACAAGUAUGUGAAAAGUUUGUGACUACUUGAUUUCAUUUGCCUUUGUCUUAUUUCUAUUAGGACUGUCUGUUUAUUUUUGCUCCUAGGAUAUUGGCGGAUAUUUAUUUUUCUAGCUGGUUGUAUUUAGACUUUCAAUCAGAUUACUUUCUGUAUAAUUAUAAACCAUCUGAUGGAAAUUGUAGGAAAAAACUUUUAAAAUUAUUGUAAUGAAACCAGUUCCUGAUUACAACUUGUGGGCUGAUUAAAUUAAUUUAUAGUCACCCUAUGAGGGAAACAUAGGAAAAGCAUGAUUGAAUUCUCAGAUGAUGCCAUUAGUCCUUAAAUAUACAAAUAAUGUGUUUUUUCUUAUGAUGAAAAUAUAUUUUAAUUAUAUAAAAGUUAUAAAUUGGAUGUUUUAGCUUCUAGUGCUUUUUUUUUUUAAAGAUUUAUUUAUUUUUGAAAGGCAGAGUUACAGAGAGGCAGAGGCAGAGAGAGAGAGAGAGAAAGAGAAAGAGAGAGAGAGUCUUCCAUCUGCUGGUUCACUCCCCAGAUGGCCCCAAUGGCUGGAGCUGCGCCGAUCCGAAGCCAGGAGCCAGGGGGUUUUUCUGGGUCUCCCACAUGGAUGCAGGGGCCCAAGGACUUGGACCAUCUUCUACUGCUUUCCUAGGCCAUAGCAGAGAGCUGGAUGGGAAGUGGAGCAGUAGGGACAUGAACUGGCACCCAUAUGGGAUGCUGGCACUAUAGGUGGUGGCUUUACCCACUAUGCCACAACACCAGCCCCGUCUAGUGCUUUCAUAAAGUUCAUUAUUAAUCAUAAGUUUUAAAGAUAUUUUCUCCCGAAAUGUUUCAUAACCAACCAUUUGGAAUCAAAAUAUUUGGCAGUUAUAUAAAGCACUUAAUUAUACUAUAGGAAACAGAUGUAUUUUCCUUAGCAGUUAUUUUAGUAUUUCCUGCAAAUAGGAAGUUUAAGCAGAGAUUAUAAUGUAACAGUAUUGAAAGUGCUAAUGAUGCAAGGAUAAUAUUAGCCUGGGAGGAUGGAUGGUAAGGGGGGCACCGGGCUUUCUCCUGGGUGCUCACCCUUCCCAGUGGGACAGCGGUAGGCGGUGCAGAUUCCAGGCAGCCAGCCUGUGUUGCUAGGGGAACACAGCUGCUGGUCUCCUAAUUCAGAUUCCUGCACUCUUGCUGGGUCUGGGAUAAAUGAUUUUAAGCAGUUUUUAAAAAUAAAUUUAUGAUUAAAUAUAUAAUAAUUUAUAGUUAAUCAUCAGGUGAUUUUUUUUUCAGUGAAGAACUUCUCCCUCUUUUCCUUCUUUAAUAAAGAUACUCUUUUUUUUUCUUCGUUACAAUAAGAAGCUUAGGUUUUAGGUAUACUCCCUAAUAGUCAUUUUAUGAUGCAUUAUUGAUUUUUUACAUGAAAAAGAAAAUUUUGUAUUUUAAGCAUACCUCAAGAAGCUGAUAGGGUGCAGUGUAUGUACCAAAAUUGUUUAAAAAUGGGGACAUUGUGUUCUCUUAUGUACACAUUUGUGUCAUCUAUGGACAAGAUGUAACUGAGACCUACCUUGGGGAGAUGGAUAACAACUUAGCACUUUAAAACACUUGGCAAACAUAUAUUAUGAAAAGAAACAAUAAUCAUAAAUGAAAUAUGUUGUCUAACCAAGAAAGGAAUCAUUCAGAGAGAGUUACAAUGGUGGCUAUCACUUUGCAGAUGAUUUGCAGAUAAGUGGAAUCUUACCUCUCACAUAUGGCAGUGACUUCUGUGGGAGUGGUGGGCUCCAUGGCUGACUAGAUCCACAGAUUGAGUGAGGCCGACUGCCAGGUUUAGGGCCCAUUUAUGUGAGUAAAUAGAAGAGGUCUUGGUUAGACUUCAUGUUCUAGUUUAUAUAGAGAGAGGGUGCUAUGAAAAACUUAGUUGCUGUUAGGUGAUAACAAAUGUAGUGAGUGCUUAGAGAUGUUGGUUGCAGGUGAUGCUGUGUACACAGAUUUCAUGGUUUUAACUGUGUGAAAUGAUUUUGUUCCGCUUACCUCGAUUUUAAGGCACUGGAAACAGCUGAUUUACUAGUCAAACUGAGCAUUAGGAAUUUUGCCAAGCCAAUAAAGAAGAUUUUUUUUAUUAACUUCAUUUGUAGGCUAAAGACAUUUUACCUGACUUAGCUUCUGUUAAAAUAGUUAUUGAACACUUCUGGUUAUAAAGUGAUACUAUGCCUAUAGGUUAACUUUGUAUUAUUUUUCUCUAUGAUCAUGUGAUGAUCUUUUAUUUAUUAAGAAAUUUUUCUCUGUGAUUUUUGGAGACUGUUAGGAUGCCUGGCUCAUAGGAAGAGUGUGAUAGUGUCAUACCCCUUAUUUUAUUCUGAAAGUGUUAAUUCGUGCUAAGGUAUGUAAAGACAGAACCAUUUCAUACAUGUCUGGCUCAGACGCGGUCAGCUGUCUGCAGAUUCACAAUUGUGAGGUCAUGCUACUAUGGAAUUGUUCAUGCUAGCCCUUCCCGCUUAUACAUCAUAAGCCAACAUUCUCAAAGUUUUCACAAAAUGACCUACAUUACACACAGAGGAUUAAGUUCAUUUACUCACAAAAAAUGUAUCUGUUUUUGAAACAGCAUCUGCAAAACAACAGGAAAGCUUUUGUUCUUCUAGCAAAGUUUCAUUGAAAAAGUAGAGACAUAAACUCCUAAAGCUGAUAGACCAGGUGCGUGUAUCAGAAAGGACAGAGAGCCCACUCUUUAUUCAGACCGGGGUUUCUAUGGACGUGAGUAUGGGGACCCCAUUCCUUGUUUCCCAGGACACCACCUUCUUCUUGCUUUAGUAACUCUCCUAAAGAGAGUUUCAUUUUGACUCAACGAGUAGCAAAGGCAGAGUUUAAAAAGCAGACUGAUUGUUAAACAGAAAAGCAUCUCAUCUCAACUUGCCAGUCUGAACAGAAAUGUAAUGUAUGAAUAAAAUAUAUCGAUAUAAAUCAAAUGCGCAAAUAAAUGCACUCACACACUUUAAAACAUUAAAAAGGCUUCUGCAGGAACAGCAUUACUAGUAGAAUAAUACUCUUUUAGACGAAGCUGAGAGAAGCAAUGUGUAAAAACAUGAGAAGAAAUGCUAAGAAAUAAUAUGUAUUAUGGUUCUUUAAAUAUUAGUUCCCUGGUACUUUAAGGGAUUUUUUUUUCAAGAUAAGAGAGCUACCAGCAUUUUAAUGAAAAAUAAAAUCUAUUCUAGGGAGGAGUGUGGAAAACCUGAUUUUUAAAAAACAUGUGAGAGAUACCACAUUUAAAAAAAAAAAACCAGCAAGACAUAUAAGUCUUGUUUUCAUAAAGGAAAUAAGAGUACAGUUUUUUUUCUUUCUUUUUAGCAGCCUUAAGUACCAUACACUUUAGGAGCAGAAUAUUUCAUACCAGCCCAGGCUCUUUUAAAAGUUAUCACUGUGUGUGUGUGUGUGUGUGUGUGUGUGUGUAAGUGAGAGAGAGAGGAAAAAAGAGAGAGAGAGAGAGAUUUACAUGAAGGUAUUGAGGAAUACUUUCGCUACCAGGUAGCUAGGAACACCACAAGCAGAAUGAAAGACUGACUUACUGGUCCACUAGUUUAUAUAAUGCUCACUCUCAGUGGAGAAGUUUUAGCAUUCUUAUGUGAACAUAAUGCCAUCAUAGAAUGGAACUAUUUUAAUGUUAGACUAUUUUUCUAAGGCGAUGAACCAUAUAGUUCUUUGUUGGUAAAUAUCAUCAACAUGAAUACUGUAAGAUUUUUGCUUUUUUAAAAAAUGCCCUGGUACAUAGAUGGGUAUGAUUUUGGUUUUUCCAUUUUGAAAUUUCUAAAUUUCAUCCCCUGAAGUUUAAGUGAUGCAAAGGAAGAAUAAUGGUGCCAAUAUGCUGAAGAGGAAGAAAUAAUAUUGUUUUUGAUGAGGCAUACAAUCCUGUAGGGAAUUAAGAGCUGGGAAAGAAUGAAAAAAUAUCUGGAUAACCAUAAAGCAUUUAAAAAAUCAGUAGAUAAACUUGGAGCUCCAUGGACUUAAGCCAGCAAUGACUUAGUUUUAAUCAACAAAUGGGACCAGAGGAAUUCCUUGUAGCUUCAUCAGCUUGACCAUAUAAUUUGUGUGUUUCAGUUAUUGUCACAAAUUUAAUGGUAUAUGGUAAGAGGGAAUGAUUCUAGUCGAUUUUAGAAGUUUAGAGAAACCCUAUUUUGUUUUUUUCUUCAGUGUUUUGCUUGUGUCUUAAAUCUUUAAUAUACAGUGCUAAUGAGUGAUUAUUGAUGUUUAGAAAAGAUUGAGCUUUUCAUUUUUAUAUGCUUUGUUUAGAAUAUCUCUCUGUAAAGAACACAUUUGUAUUUUGGUCAAAUUAGAGGCAUUUUAGGUUUUUACUUAUAUAUCACUGCACUCACAUAUGCAACUCUAUUAUAUCUUGAGUAGAGUAGAUACAUUUUAUAUAAUUAAAAGUCUUUAAUGGUUUAUUGUUUGCUUGUGAUAUUAUAUUGCUAGUAUUUCAUGUAUUAAUCCUUUUCACGACAUUUUGCACAAACACAAUUUAAAUAUUUUGAAUUCAAACAUGUAGAAAUUCAGCACACUUAAAGAUGCUUCUCCUUCUGUUCAGCAUAAAUAUUAAACUUCAUUGUGUAAAGAAUUUUUUACAGUUUUAUCUGCAUGUUUAUUUGAUAAAAUUUUAGAUAUAUUUUUAAAAAAUCAUUUUUUUCUUUAUUUAAAUGGUUUUACAAAAAAUCAGGUCCAGAAUUUGUUUGAUAAGUAAAGGUAUCUUUAAAAGCAAGGAAUAGACUAUAUAUGUUAUACCUACUUUGUGUACAGUUUCCAUAGGAAUAAAUUUAUGAUCUUUCAAAGAA
This is a messenger RNA of Oryctolagus cuniculus (rabbit), 7541 nucleotides long. The record is from RefSeq and is a predicted model, not a curated record. NCBI's taxonomy places the organism in Eukaryota, Metazoa, Chordata, Mammalia, Lagomorpha, Leporidae.